GCAGUGGGGGCCAAGCUGCGGAGCUGAGGAUGGCUGCGCGCCGCCAGCCGCUACUGGUCUGAGAGCCCUGGAGCCCUGGAGCCCUGGAGCCCCGACCCCCGAAGAACUCGGCACCGAGUUGCAGGCGGACCUCCAGAGCCCGAAGAGCUCGGGAGGCCGGGAGCGUGAAGUCCGCCCGCUGCCUGGCGCUCUUCCUCCAGGAGGAUGUCAAGAGACCAAGGCAGCGGGGAGGAUCAUCUUUCAAACGGAAAUGUUAUAGCCUCAACCCAAACCAAAGAAGGUCUGAACCUUGUGUUGAUAAGUGGCGAUGUAAUAUAUCUCAGGGCUGAUGUCAUUGUCAACACUGUUCCCAUGAAUCUUCAGCUUGGAGGAGGACCACUGUCUCAGGCUCUUUUGCAGAAAGCUGGUCCAAUGCUCCAGAAGGAGUUAAAUGCCACCAGGCAGGGAGCAGAGGAGGAAGUGGGGAGCAUAUUCAUGACAAGUGGCUGUGACCUGGACUGCAAAGCUGUGCUCCAUGUUGUGGCUCCAGGCUGGGAUAAUGGAGCAGGGUCUUCUCGGCAGAUUAUGGCAAAUAUAAUCAAGAAAUGUUUGAUGAAUAUAGAACAGCUAUCUCUCUCAUCAAUCACAUUUCCCAUGAUUGGAACAGGAAACUUGAAGUUUCCCAAAGCUGUUUUUGCUGAACUAAUCCUUUCAGAAGUGUUCAAAUUUAGCAGCAGUGAGUGGCUGAAAACCUUACAAGAAGUUCAGUUUCUGGUACAUCCAGAUGAUGAUGAAAGCUGUCAGUUGUUUUUAGAUGAAUUCACUAGACGGUCGAGCAGAAAUCCCAAGGAGAGCAUUCUCAUGGCUGGAGAUACCCAAGGUAUCUUCGGGACUGUCUCUAACCCUGAGUUUGAAACAUAUGAAAUGCAAAUUGGUGCGAUUACUUUCCAGGUUGCUCCUGGAGAUAUCACCAAAGAAAAAACAGAUGUUAUUGUAAACUCAACAGAUAGGACAUUUAAUCUGAAAUCAGGGGUGUCAAAAGCAAUUUUAGAAGGUGCUGGACAAGCUGUGGAAAACGAAUGUGCUGAACUAGCUACACGUCCUCACAGAGAUUUUAUAGUUACACGAGGUGGAUACCUAAUGUGCAAGAUAAUAAUGCAUGUUCUUGGGGAUAAUGAUGUGAGGAAAACAGUCUCCAGUGUUCUAGAAGAGUGUGAACAGAGGAAGUACACAUCUGUUUCCCUUCCAGCCAUCGGAACAGGAAAUGGUAGAAAAAAACCUAUCAUGGUUGCUGAUGACAUAAUCAACGCUACUGCAGACUUUGCAUGGAAACAUUCCACCCCGUCAUUAAAAACCGUUAAAGUUGUCAUCUUUUCAUUUGAGCUACUAAAGGUAUUCCAUGACAGCAUGAGAAAAAGAGAAAUCUCCACGUCACCUACCGUUCUGUCCAUAGUCUCCAAGGCUGCAUAUGAUAUUCCUGUACACUGGACUGACAUGAAUCAGCAGCGGUUCUGUAUGAUCCAGCUACAACCUGGAGAGUCAGAAUAUGACACUGUGAAGGACAAGUUCUCUCAGACUUGUUCUUCCUACAAAAUAGUGAAGAUUGAGAGGAUACAGAACAUAUUUCUCUGGCAAAGCUACCAGAUAAAGAAAAACCACAUGGACACCAAGAAUGGCCAUAAAGAUAAUGAGAGACUCCUCUUCCAUGGGACAGAUGUAGACACAGUGCCACAUAUCAAUCAGCAUGGCUUUAAUCGCAGUUAUGCUGGGAUGAAUGCUGCAGUCUAUGGAAACGGAACCUAUUUUGCUGUUGAUGCCAGUUAUUCUGCUAAUGAUAAAUACUCCAGACCAGACAGCAGUGGAAGAAAGCAUAUUUAUGUUGUGCGAGUACUUACAGGAGUCUACACACGUGGACAUGCAGGAAUAAUUACUCCUCCAUCAAAGAACCCUGAUGAUACCACAGAUCUUUAUGACUCUGUCGUAGAUGAUAGACAACAUCCAAAGCUAUUUGUGGUAUUCUCUGAUAAUCAUGCUUACCCAGAAUAUCUCAUAACUUUCACAUGUUAAAAAAUAGCUUUUUUUCUUUAUCUCAAAGAGCUGAUUCAGUCAUCCAUUUAUAAGAACUAUUUAUAGAGUUUUUGUCUUUGCCUUUGACUUGUUUACAUAGAUAAAAAUCUCCCUGUUAGGUGCUUAAAUGUUGAAAAAAGCCUUUUAAAAAAUGCUCUAGUGCAAUUUGUAGCAUUCUUCUCUUCUGAGCGUAUUGACGGAUGGAAGCUGAGAAAUGUAAAUGACACAAUUAUAGCUACAACUAUCCACAGACACCAAAUCUAUAGGAGUACAAAGAGCAUAUUACUUUUUUCUACUGGAAAAGAAAUAAGAUGAAUCACUUUAAAGCCAAGAUGUUCUUAUUCUUAUUGGAACAUGUUAAGACAUCUAACUGUGUUGAACUAAACCAUACUUCUCAAUUAAUAGGUUGCUAUUGUGCAUUUUUAAUAGGUAGGGAUUUUACCUCCUUAGGAAACACUUAUUAGUAACAGCUCAGCUAGAAUGACUGAAUCAAAGAAUAUUCCCUCAAAUCUGUUGUGGGACAAAUCAGGUAAAAAUGUGUUGUAUUGUUACCUAAUGUUAUACAACAAAUUACUGCAAAACUUAGAGGUUUUGAGGGUAAGGAACUCAGGCACAGCUUAGCUGUGUGGUUCUAACUUAGGAUCUGUUGUAAAGUUGCAUUCAAGAUGUCGGCAGGGGAUGCAGUCAUCUGAAGGCUUGAAUGGGGCUGGAGGAUCUGCUUCCAAGGUGAAUCACUCAAUAGCUGGCAAGUUUUUGCUGGUUGUUGUCAGGAGUCCUCAGUUCCUCUCCACAUGGACCUCUCCACAGGCUGCUUGAGUGUCCUCAUGACAUGGCAGCUGGCUUACUCCAUAGAGAGCAAUUCAGGAGAAAGAGAAGCAGAAGAUGUCUUUUAUGAUCUAGCCUCUGAAGUCAUACUCCAUAUUUUCCACAAUAUCCUAUUGGUUACAUGGAUCAGCUCAUUCAAUGUGGGAGGGAAUUAUUACAAAGGCAUGGAUACCAGUAAGCAAGGAGCAUUGGGAACAAUCUUGAAGGCCAUAUGAAUGAGUGCAUGAAGGAUGAAUUGAAAAAAAUGUUAGCAGUGAAAAGGAAGCUAGAGGUCAUCUAGUUGCACUGUUGCUUCUUCCUUCUUACCCCAUCUUCCCCCACUCCUAGGGCAAAAAGCCCUCCAGCCUCUGCUGGACCACUUCCAGAACUCAACAUCUUGAGGGAAGCUGUUCCAUUGUGGGACAGCUCUAAUUAUUGGAAAACUCUUUUGUAAACUCUUGGGUUUACCUUGAGUUGAAAGCUGUUUUUCUCUAUCUCCUGCUGAUCACUGUCCUACCUUCUGGAGGAGACAGAACAUAUCUCAUUCCUUUUACAUAUGGUGGCCCUUCAGAGUCAUCUCUUCCCUCUAUUAAAUUACAGUCAGGUAAAUUCUUAAACUAUUUAGCAGCGUAUUUAUCCUGAAGCAUCACUUUUCAAGAGUUACAGAUAUUUAAGAAGUGUUUACAUUAUCAUAAAUUACAUGCAUAGUAAAAAGAGUAUAGAAAAGUAUAAAGGAAAUAAUCCUCUCUCACCAUAUUCCAUCACCCAUAAUUGCAACACUCAGACGAAAUCACCGCCAAUGUUCUUGUAUAAUCCCUCCUAGUUUCUUUCACCACCUACUUUCAAAAAAGUCAAAAUCAAAAUUUCUUCAAUUGCUAAUUACACAAUAUUUUAUCUACCAUUUUUCAUUUAGCAUUACAAGUAUUUGCCUCAUCUUACUAAUUUUUUCUGUAAACAUAAUCUGAAUGGCUGAGUUAUUGCCCUAUAUAUCCUCCUCUUUUUAUGUGUAUAUAAUAAUAAAGCUUGUGAAAAUGUCGUCA
Diceros bicornis minor is the source of this 3890-nucleotide messenger RNA. Its product is annotated as protein mono-ADP-ribosyltransferase PARP15-like. Gene Ontology annotation, biological process: negative regulation of gene expression. Lineage: Eukaryota; Metazoa; Chordata; Mammalia; Perissodactyla; Rhinocerotidae. Gene Ontology annotation, molecular function: transcription corepressor activity; NAD+ poly-ADP-ribosyltransferase activity. The record is from RefSeq and is a predicted model, not a curated record. Gene Ontology annotation, cellular component: nucleus; cytoplasm. Bases 205 to 2046 code for a protein of 613 amino acids. The transcript is spliced from 12 exons.